AUAAACCCAAAUCCAAACCGGCCGUCGUUUUUUUCUCACACAAGCGCAAAGCCAAACACCAAACUCUACACAGCCAUGGACAAAGUUUCAUCUUCGGAGUGCCUGAAAUUGGAUUCCCAGACGGAGGUGUUCGAUAAGGAGGGCGGUGGAAAAGACCUUUUCUCGCCAGCUAUGGUUCCCCUCAAUUGCGAUACGCCAAUAAUCGAUAACAACUCUAAAGAACCAGAGACUGAACCAUGGACUAUAGACAUAACAGAACUAACGGAAGAAGAACUUCGUACUUAUUUUCAUGUGUUCAGGGGCCCUCCUAGUCAUAGAGGAGGCAAGUCUGAUGAAUCAAAGGCUAAAGAAUCAGCGACUAAAGAAUCAAAGGAUGAAAGAAAACGUUAUAUUGGUGAAUGUCAGUAUUGUUUAAAGGUGGAUGAGCACCCUACGGAAAUAUGCUCUUAUAGGUAUAAAGUCCCAGAGGAUGCAAUUGUUGGCGAGCGUUGUGUGGUUGCAUGUCGUGUAUGUGGCUGCCUCUUUAGAGACUCACGUUGUGCUGAUUGUGGCACAAGCCUAGGAUGUGCAAUUCUCAAGGAGUGUUUAAUAUGUAGGAAGGAAGGUGAACACUUUACUUUUGAGUGCCCGAAAUGCAAUAGGAAUAAUGGUUUUACUUGCGAUCCUUAUACUGGUUGUUUUUCUGUCGAGAUCUUCCCUUUGGAAGGAUAGAGAAUGGAGAUUUAAUCGUAAUUUAGAGUUAAAGCAAAGGAGAGAAUAGUGCUUUUUAAAGUCGUUUUUGUCAUAAAUGCCAUGCAUUCUAUCAUUUUGAUAUCUACAUGGUGAGUUGUUUUUAUCGUAAAUGAAUUGCAAUUUGCAAGACA
Molecule: messenger RNA, 863 nt
Organism: Prunus avium (sweet cherry)
Lineage: Eukaryota; Viridiplantae; Streptophyta; Magnoliopsida; Rosales; Rosaceae
Source: RefSeq, a predicted model, not a curated record